This is a messenger RNA of Capronia coronata CBS 617.96, 1446 nucleotides long. Its product is annotated as methylmalonate-semialdehyde dehydrogenase (acylating). Gene Ontology annotation, molecular function: methylmalonate-semialdehyde dehydrogenase (acylating, NAD+) activity; malonate-semialdehyde dehydrogenase (acetylating, [NAD(P)+]) activity. The coding region runs from base 1 to 1446 and encodes 481 amino acids. NCBI's taxonomy places the organism in Eukaryota, Fungi, Ascomycota, Eurotiomycetes, Chaetothyriales, Herpotrichiellaceae. Gene Ontology annotation, biological process: L-valine catabolic process; thymine catabolic process. Gene Ontology annotation, cellular component: mitochondrion. The record is from RefSeq and is a predicted model, not a curated record. The transcript has 6 exons.
AUGGAAAUCGACAAUGACUCUAUGGCUACGCCCGCCGUUACAUGCAAUCUCGUCAACAACGAGCUCAGCUUCUCGCGCACGCGGGCGUGGUUCAAAGUCCAUGAUCCAGCCACCCAGAAUUUGAUCACGAGAGUGCCCAAUUCGACCAUCUUGGAGGUGCAGAAAGCGGUUGCAGCGGCGGAAGCGGCACAACCGGCCUGGGCUCUGCUUUCCUUCUCCAAACGGAGGCACAAGAUGCUGACUCUGCUUGAUAUCAUACGGGAGAAUACGGCCAAGAUUAGACAUUGCCUCUGUAGCGAGGUCGGUAAAACUCUCGCAGAUGCUGAUGCUGAGAUCGAGCGUGGCUUGGACGCCAUCGAGACGGCUUGCGCCAUCAGCAAUGAAAUGUUUGGAAUUCACAUGUCCACCGGAGCAACUGAGGUUCACACGCUCCAUGAGCCGCUGGGGGUGUGUGUCGCCAUCACGCCGUUUAAUUUUCCCCUGCUCAUACCGUUGUGGUCCAUCCCGUAUGCGCUUCUGACUGGAAACACGUUCGUAUUGAAGCCCUCGGAAAAGACGCCAACUGCGGCCAUGCUCCUGGCAAACUAUUUCGUGCAGGCGGGGUUUCCGCCUGGAGUGUUCAACGUCGUCCAUGGGAGCUCUUCCGUCGUGGAUGUCCUUCUAUCUCAGCCGGCAGUGAAGGCUAUCACGUUUGUGGGUUCGGAUGUGGCAGGUGAGCGGGUUUACGAACAUGCAAGGGCGACCAGGAAACGCGUCCAAGUCGAAUGCGGGGGCAAGAAUCACGGCGUUGUCCUCGAGGACGCGUCAAAGACCCAGACGCUCUAUGCUAUCGCCGGGAGUGCCUUUGGGGCGGCAGGGCAGAGAUGUAUGGCUCUAAGCGUUAUUUUGUUUGUCGGCUCCACCAAGGACUGGAUUGCCGACUUGGUGGAGGUGGCCCGAUCACUCGUUAUCGGUCGUGGCCUCGAAGAGGGAGUCGAUGUCGGCCCAUUGAUCACACCAGCUGCAAAGGAACGAGUGGAAGAGAUCGUCAAUUCGGCUGAGGCAGAAGGCGCGCAAGUGUUACUGGACGGCAGGAACCUUUCCGUCGACCGUUACGCCGACGGUAAUUUCUUCGGUCCGACGAUCCUCUCUAAAGUCCGUACAUACAUGCAAUGCUACCAAGAAGAGAUCUUUGGGCCCGUCCUGGCGUGUAUGGAGGUGGCCUCGCUGGACGAGGCCGUUGAGAUUGUCAACGAAAACAGAUAUGGGAACGGCUGUACGCUGUUCACUGCUAGUCCGGUCAGCGCGCGAGCAUUCCAGCAGUCGGUGAACAUUGGUCAAAUUGGAAUCAAUGUCCCAGUCUUGGCCACGUCAGGCCCUGUUCUCCGAACGAGCAACAAGGAUUCUUUUCUCGGUGGUAGGUCCAUGAUUGUCCUCAAACCGCUCUUCGAUUGUUUACGAUGCUGA